This is a messenger RNA of Giardia duodenalis, 2814 nucleotides long. RefSeq names its product Threonine dehydratase. The record is from RefSeq and is a predicted model, not a curated record. Gene Ontology annotation, molecular function: pyridoxal phosphate binding; L-serine ammonia-lyase activity; threonine deaminase activity. The transcript has a single exon. Gene Ontology annotation, biological process: L-serine catabolic process; L-threonine catabolic process. The coding region runs from base 1 to 2814 and encodes 937 amino acids. NCBI's taxonomy places the organism in Eukaryota, Fornicata, Diplomonadida, Hexamitidae.
AUGACUAUCACCAUGCAGGAGUUCCUCUCUUUCCUCAACAUGGGGGAGCCUCCUGUUUACAACUUCCCGCUCCUGGAUAGAGACAUGGGCUGCAAAGUGUACCUAAAGAUGGAGAAUAUGAGCAGCAACAUGGAUAUUGCUUAUCGUUGCUAUGCAUACUCAAUUGGAAAGAUUACAGGGUGGGACAAGAGUAAGAGCAUAUGUUUCAAGGUGACUAACUACAAGGCUUUUCCUUUGCUGAUACCGCUCGUUGGUGCAGCCGCCAGCCUUCACUAUAGAAUAAGUGUUCAGUUUGCCCCGGGCCUGCUCACCAACUUUGCAUAUGCGUUUGUCGCCUAUGCAUGUCACGAGCUCGGAGCUGAUCUGGACAACUAUGUCGCAGAUAUCGUGGUGGAAAAGGUUGUUCACAUAAGUGACCACUUCCGUGAGGCCAUAUGGCUUAUGCUUGAUGCAACGCAUGCGCAGAUGGCCAACGAGGUAGACAUAGUUCACCAAGUAGUGAUCCCUCAGAACGUCAUGCUCUAUCGCAGAAACGACUUUGCAACGUACUGCCUUGAGUAUUACAAGAAGAUCGCAUUCAGUGGCGAUCUCACUCUCGUGCACCUUAAGCACAUCCCUGCAAUGGAUCCACACGUAUGGGUCCAAACUGUGCGCGACAGUGUUACCCACGAGCAGUUCUUUGCCAAUUGCAUCUUUGGUGAGACGCACCCUAUUGUCAAAGCCGCGUUCGAUGCCCUCUACAAUGAGAUAGAUACGGUUAAGUACUUCAAGAAACUCAUUGAGAAUCAGUACAACGAGCUCGUCAACUCCGUGUCCCAGGAAGAGCUUCGCGGCUUCCCAUAUAGCACAGCGCUUGUUGACCAGGACAUGGUUCAUCUAGGUUUUUACAAGUUCCUGUCUACCACUCACUGCAUCAGCACAAAUGUCCACGUGGAGGCAUUCACAGCCCUGCUUCUGCGAACGACCGGUUUCAGAAGAUUUAACCCGACACCAAACGUACUAUGCUUCAUCACAGGGGCGGUCUCUGCCUCUCUUGAGGAAAUAGACAUUGCAUCAAAUAUUGAAUACUCCUUGAUGCAUGCCCUAAUCCAGUCUGGAGAGCUCAUGAACUUCGUUGUCAAGCUCAACACACUUGAUGGGAAUCUCAUGACCCGUUUGACAGAUAUCCUCUCCAAGCACUCGAUUAAUAUUCUUAGCUUUCACGUAAAGACUAUACAACACCAGCAGGUCUCUAUCAAGGCCUCGGGCCCUGGCUACCAGCACUUAGUUUCUUUGUACAAUGAGUUGUCCGAGGUCUUCGGUGAUGAGAACAUCCUGGGGUUGGCGAUCCCUAAGUACAAUAUAAAGGAGGAGGGGCUGCGCGAUGUCUCCUAUGAGGAGUUCAAUGAGGGAGCUUCGUCCAGUGGCGAGCCCAUCAGAACAUAUGUUUCCCCCAUCAAGUCGUGUGAUGAGAUAACGCCGGCAACUAUUGAGCUUGCUUACAACAAGCUUCAGGCAGCUAAAGCCAUACACGAGACCCCCUGCAUCAUCUCCAAGGCGUACAGCAAUAUUUUGCAGAAGAAGACAGGCGUUGACCACACCGUUAUUCUCCAGUUUGAAAAUGUUCAGCAGACGGGCUCGUUUAAGAUCCGCGGGGCGAGCAAUAUGCUCAUUAAGAGCAAGGAGUGGGCCGAGAGCAAUAAUACUGAGAUCUCUGGGGUUGUGGCAUGCUCUGCAGGAAACCACGCCCAGGGAGUCAGCAAGACAAGUGACUUGUUGGGUAUUCGCUGCACAAUAGUUUGCCCUGAGACGGCUCCGACUGUCAAAUUGGUUAACACAAAGCGAUACAACGCCGAAGUGAUUAAGCACGGUGCUGUCUUCGAUGAGGCAAGCAAGUAUUCCCAGGAACUCUGUGAGAAGCGCGGCUGGAUGUUUAUCCCGCCCUAUAACUCGUUCGACGUCAUUGAGGGCCAAGGAACAAUUGCUCACGAACUGAUGAACAAGAUGGUCGGGCAAGGGCACGUUUCCUCCAUUGACCGCAUCCUGGUCAAUAUUGGAGGAGGCGGUAUGAUUUCAGGAAUCUCCCUUUACGCUAAGAGAGUCAAUCCAAAUAUCAAGAUCACAGGGAUCCAAGCAGAGAAGGUGUUUCCUCUCCGCAACUACAAAGAGAGUGGCCAGCUUGUCCCUGUUGACAAAACGGCUGGAACAAUAGCAGAUGGCUGCAAUGUCAAGGUUCUUGGAGGAAUCCACAACGAUGUCCUCAAGAACUACGUUGACGAGUUCAUUUCGGUGACUGAGAACGAGAUCGCCAGUGCGGUUGUUCAUGCUCUUAUCACGACAGGGACGCUCUGCGAGGGCGCCGGAGCAAUGGGUAUUGCGGCCCUGAUGUAUGACAAGCUGACCCUUGCUGAGCGUGAGAACAUAGCUGUCGUUCUGUGUGGUGGCAAUAUCGACCUCACUAGAGUCAGACAGAUCUAUAACUACGGACUCAUUGCUCUAGGGAGGAUGCUCAGCGUUGAGAUCAGACAGGCAGACACAUAUGGCAGCCUUGCAAAGCUCAGCAAGAUUGCCUUGAAAUACUACUCUACCAUACGAUAUGUUACAUACCUGCGAGGCGGAGAUGACCUUGAUUGGGACCAGAUGGUCGUGAAGGUGGACAUCAAGAUUCCAAGCCCUGCAGUCUAUGGCUUGCUUAGCCAAGAGAUUCGUGCGUCCUUUGAUACAGUUACAUUUCUGGGUGAAACCGUUAUCCCUCGUUACCCUGUGUCAGCCCAUGCACCUGAGCUGGGAUCGUCUGCUGUGGAGAACUCUCAGGUACGCGUCGUUAAGAAGUGA